AUGGCACCUUCGGAAGAAUCUAUCCUGAGCAACUUUUUGCUCUCGCCAGCACCUCUGCCGACAGUCCUGUCCCUGCAGAAAUUCACAGAGCUAUUUCCCAAGCGACUGCGCAGUCAUCCCCAUAUUCGGACAUUGUACCGAGAGCUGCAGCAAGUCAGGGAGCAUGACAUGGACCGGGUCAAUGAAAAUAUCGACCAGGAGAUCCGACAAGGCGAGCGACAGAAAGCCGAACUCCGCAGGGCCAGACGUGCCGCGGGUGUUGAAGCUGCCAAUGCUGAUGAGCAGCGGGAGAUGGACGUGGAUCUCCACCUAUUUGGCCAGAAUUCCACCACACCUGAUGCUUACCAUUCUGCGGAAAGUCUCCUGGCAGCGAUGGAGACUGCCUGUGCAAACAUCGAGCGGGAGAUAUCCGGUAUUGAUCGAGAGGCUGCGGGCCUUUUGAAAGAGCUGAAUACGACAGUUGGCAAUUUGAGUGAUCUUCGUUAUGGCAAAUUGCAGGGACCAGCUGGCACUGCUAAUACAUUGGCCAGCGAGACUAUUCAAGGUCUGCAAAACCUCGAGGAGGCCUGUUACAAGGGCAUGGGCUCUGGUCCUUCUUGA
Molecule: messenger RNA, 600 nt
Organism: Penicillium daleae
Lineage: Eukaryota; Fungi; Ascomycota; Eurotiomycetes; Eurotiales; Aspergillaceae
Product: Cnl2/NKP2 family protein
Exons: 1
Coding region: 1-600 (199 amino acids)
Biological process (GO): chromosome segregation
Cellular component (GO): kinetochore; Mis6-Sim4 complex
Source: RefSeq, a predicted model, not a curated record